Lagopus leucura (white-tailed ptarmigan) is the source of this 4236-nucleotide messenger RNA. RefSeq names its product transducin-like enhancer protein 3. Gene Ontology annotation, biological process: regulation of DNA-templated transcription; negative regulation of canonical Wnt signaling pathway. NCBI's taxonomy places the organism in Eukaryota, Metazoa, Chordata, Aves, Galliformes, Phasianidae. Gene Ontology annotation, molecular function: transcription corepressor activity; protein binding. The record is from RefSeq and is a predicted model, not a curated record. The transcript is spliced from 16 exons. The coding region runs from base 28 to 2265 and encodes 745 amino acids. Gene Ontology annotation, cellular component: nucleus; transcription regulator complex.
CUUUUCCCCUCCUGCCAGUACUACGAAAUGUCCUACGGGCUGAACAUCGAGAUGCACAAACAGACAGAAAUUGCUAAAAGGCUGAAUACCAUUUUAGCACAGAUUAUGCCUUUUCUGUCACAAGAGCACCAACAGCAAGUUGCACAGGCUGUUGAACGUGCCAAGCAAGUGACAAUGACGGAGUUGAAUGCUAUCAUCGGGGUACGUGGACUUCCCAAUCUGCCUCUCACCCAGCAGCAGCUCCAGGCGCAGCACCUCUCCCACGCCGCCCAUGGGCCCCCGGUUCAGCUGCCGCCGCAUCCCUCUGGCCUGCAGCCCCCCGGCAUCCCACCCGUCACCGGCAGCAGUUCGGGGCUGCUGGCGCUCGGCGCGUUGGGCAGCCAGGCACACCUGGCCGUCAAGGAUGAGAAGAACCACCACGACCUGGACCACAGAGAGCGGGACUCGAGCGCGAAUAACUCAGUUUCACCCUCGGAAAGUCUGAGAGCCAGCGAGAAGCACCGGAGCUCUACAGACUACAGCAUCGACUCCAAAAAGAGGAAAGCAGAGGAGAAGGACAGCAUGAGCCGAUAUGACAGCGAUGGUGACAAAAGCGAUGACCUCGUCGUUGACGUCUCCAAUGAGGACCCUGCCACCCCCCGGGUCAGCCCGGCCCACUCCCCGCCUGAGAACGGCCUGGACAAAGCUCGUGGGCUGAAGAAGGGGGAUGCACCCAACAGCCCGGCCUCGGUCGCCUCCUCCAGCAGCACUCCUUCCUCCAAGACUAAAGACUUGGGCCACGUAUGUGCCAUGCUGUGCCCUGCCGCGAGGCUCUCCAGAAACCCCCUGGCAGCUGAACUUCAUCCUUUAUGUUUUAUUCUUUUUGGAUUUUUUUUUUUUUUCUGCAUCCAGAACGACAAAUCGUCAACGCCUGGACUCAAGUCCAACACUCCCACACCGAGGAAUGAUGCCCCAACCCCAGGGACAAGCAGCACCCCGGGGCUGAGGCCGAUGCCCGGCAAGCCGAGUGGCAUGGACCCUCUGGCCUCAGCCCUGCGGACACCCAUCUCCAUCGCGGGUUCCUACGCAGCCCCGUUUGCCAUGAUGGGGCACCACGAGAUGAACGGCUCUCUGACCAGCCCUGGUGCCUAUGCUGGCCUGCACAACAUCCCCCCACAGAUGAGUGCUGCAGCCGCCGCCGCCGCUGCCUAUGGCCGGUCGCCAAUGGUUGGCUUCGACCCACACCCGCCCAUGCGGGCCCCUGGCCUGCCCACCAGCCUGGCAUCCAUCCCUGGAGGGAAGCCAGCUUACUCGUUUCACGUCAGUGCUGAUGGGCAGAUGCAGCCAGUCCCCUUUCCCCACGACGCCCUGGCUGGCCCCGGCAUCCCCCGGCACGCACGGCAGAUCAACACGCUGAGCCAUGGCGAGGUGGUUUGUGCCGUCACCAUCAGCAACCCCACCCGGCACGUGUACACAGGUGGCAAGGGCUGCGUGAAGAUCUGGGACAUCAGCCAGCCGGGCAGCAAGAGCCCCAUCUCUCAGCUGGACUGCCUGAACAGGGAUAACUACAUCCGCUCCUGCAAGCUGCUUCCCGACGGCCGCACGCUGAUCGUUGGGGGGGAGGCCAGCACACUCACCAUUUGGGACCUGGCCUCCCCCACACCCCGCAUCAAGGCUGAGCUCACCUCCUCGGCGCCCGCCUGCUACGCGUUGGCCAUCAGCCCCGACGCCAAAGUCUGCUUCUCCUGCUGCAGCGACGGCAACAUCGCCGUGUGGGACCUGCACAACCAGACCCUGGUCAGGCAAUUCCAAGGCCACACAGACGGUGCCAGCUGCAUAGACAUCUCACACGAUGGUACGAAGCUGUGGACAGGGGGACUGGACAACACCGUGCGCUCCUGGGACCUGCGGGAAGGGCGGCAGCUGCAGCAGCACGACUUCACCUCCCAGAUCUUUUCGCUGGGGUACUGCCCCACGGGCGAGUGGCUGGCAGUGGGCAUGGAGAGCAGCAACGUGGAAGUGCUGCACCACACCAAGCCUGACAAGUACCAGCUGCACCUGCACGAGAGCUGCGUCCUCUCCCUCAAGUUCGCCUACUGCGGCAAAUGGUUUGUGAGCACGGGGAAGGACAACCUGCUCAACGCAUGGAGGACGCCCUAUGGGGCAAGCAUCUUCCAGUCCAAGGAAUCCUCGUCGGUCUUAAGCUGCGACAUUUCAGCAGAUGACAAAUACAUCGUCACGGGCUCUGGGGACAAGAAGGCCACAGUCUACGAGGUCAUCUACUAAGGGGACGCAGUGGUGGUGCCGCAGGCUCGGCGCUGGAGCAGCGCUCGGGGCAGCACUGGGAUGGGAUCGCUGGCUGGAGCUGCACCUCUGUGCCCGCCCGGCACCCACACGGAUUUAUUUGGAGGUCUGCAAACAUGGCACACACGUCGAAGCCCUGAACGAAUUUUCGGUUUGGUUUUAGGGUUUUGGGCUAUUUUUUUUUUUUUUUUUUUUUCCAUUUUUUUGAUCUUUUUUUGGUUUCCUGGUUCUUUCCAUCUGCGCUUUGGUGGCACUAUAAAGGACUUAUUUUUUAACAUGACAUUUUUUUUUUUCUUUUGGUGCAUCCCGCAUUAAGACUUGUGAAAAUUGUAAAUACCGGACUAGUACAUAGCAUGGGAAGGGUGGGGGACCCUCCCGGUACACUAGGUGUGUAUUUUCGUCUGCUGUAAUUGUAUUCCACUGAUGGUUUUGGUGGUGGCAAUUUUUAUUAUUAUUAUUAUUUUUUUUUUUCCUCCCCUUCCCUUCCUCCUCCUCCUCCCCAUUGCAUCCAUUUGGGAUGCGACCCGGACGUGCAGCGCGUAACCGGACUGAGCAAAGUGUCCUCUGGUGAAGUCGUUCCUCCUGUGGUCCCCGUGCGUUGUUCGGUGUUGUGUGUGCGGACGCUGUCGGGGCUGUGCUCAGCUCGGCCGGAUCCCCGGCUGCUGCCGGACGUCGGCGACACAAUCACGUUUUUAUAUGGAUUUUUCUUUUAUUUUUUUUUUUCCUUUUUUUGUGCUCGUAUGUUUGAAGAAAAAGGGGAAGCCCACGAUCCGGGAAUCAUCCGCUCGAGCCCUUCUUGGUCUUCGGACAUAAAAGCAACGAGGAGUGAUUUCAAAGAAAGCAUAGUUAAAAUUCAGCUCAGGGAGCCACGAAAGAUAAUAGCAACUUAAUGUGUUUUGUAUUCAAAUGAAAGUAAAGAAUUAGAAUUGAUAACCUUUAAAAUACAGUUUUUUUAAAGCAAAGUUGACUAACAAGUAGGGUUUGUGUGUGGUGGGGGGAAGGGGCUUGGGCAGGGUCCUGUGGCUGUAUGGGCUCGUGUCUGCUGGUCUGGAGGUUCCCCAAGAAGCAACACCCAUCCCCGCACAGGCCUGCGUUGCAGCAUUUUGUACUAAAGGGUUUAAAAAAAAAAAGAACAAGAAAACGGGAAAUAAAAGUAUUUGUGUAGCAGAAGCGCUCACCCUGUAUUGUAGCGUACGGAAGAGGAUUUUGAUACUACGUUUUUUAUGGAUUAUUUUUUAAUUGGUUUUUUUUUUCCCCCCCCCCCUCCCCCCGUUGUAACCCAGUGGAGGACUGAGGAGGGUGAUGGUGAUGUGGGCACCGCUGUGGCUGCUGGGGAGAUGUGCUGGGGCAGAGAGAGGAGCUGUGGUGGGAAAUGGCCUUUCCCCUUCAACCUGGUGCUUCUGAGCUUUUUUGCCUAUUUCUGUGCAAAACCCAAGGGAAGAAACCCAGGCUGAUGGGUGGCUGCCCUGCGUGGCUGCUCGGUGUGAGCCCAGAUUGAGGAGCUGGGAUCGAUCUGCGCGCUCAUCAGCCAAUGAGGAAAGGGGCAAAAUGCUUUUUGAAACUGCAUCAGAGGAAUGGUUUGAAGGGGGGUCGGGCUGAGCUAAAGGACUGCACAGCCCUAUCCUGCAGCUCUGCGCGCUGUGCUGGGCUGCACUCGCAGCCCUAUGGAGCAUCCUCUGCUCUGUGUGGCACUGGAAGGGCUCGGAGCACCCCUGGGCUGUGCCUCCAGGCCAGGCUUUGCCUGCAUUUGUGCUUUGUUUUCCUCUAACCCCCCUGAGGAACUGUGCGUAGCAGAGCUGGCGGCGGGGCGCUGAGUUGGACCUCUCCACUUGACACCAAAGUAUGUAGCAGAACCUGUACAGCUGUUAAUAACUACAACUGGCUUUUGUACAAAAGGAGAGAGAGAGAGAGAAAAAAAAGAAUAAAAAGUCAAUGUAACGAAGCUCAAAUGGA